GACCAUGUAGGUGCAAAAGUGUCAAAAGUGCAAGCAACGCAAGCAAACUUUUUGUCGAAAAGUUAUCAAACUCGAACAUGGAAAUAGCCUUAGUGUCUAGUGAUUUUUAAACGAGAUGAGAAUCUGAUUGGCUGUCCAAUCUCAAGUAUAUAGGGACAGAAGUCAGCACCAAUGACUCCUUCCUUCUCUUCAUCAUUACUGAAUCGCCAUUGCAUCCUCUCUGAGGUCGAAGUUUCUCUUUCCGCUGCAUCGAACCGGCGUCCAUUUUCCUUGUUAGCUUGCCCGCGUUCGGAGCAUCUUUGUGAGAUCGUCAUAAGUUCCUGGCGCAACAUAUUCGAAAUCCAUUAUGGACGGUGCACCUGUUGGUAGAGGAGGAUUCCGAGGCCGUGGAGGCCCUGGAGGAUUAAUGAGAGGACGGGGUGGUUUUGGAGACAGAGGAAGGGGUGGUCCUCCUCGAGGUGGUGGUAUGAUGCGUGGUGGACGAGGCAGUGGACCUGGUGGAGGUAUGAGAGGAGGUCCUCCUGGAAUGAGAGGCAGAGGUGGUCCUCCAGGUCGCGGUGGGCGUGGUGGACAUUUUCCACCGAGCGGACCACCGGAACCUGGUAUGUCCAGUGGACCUGGUGGUGGACCACCACCUCUAGGAAUGGGAGGUCCUCCACGAGGUGGAAAUAGGGGUGGUGGUAACAACAGCUUCCGCGGCAGAGGUAGAGGAGACUUUGGUAGAGGCGACAGUCGCGGAGGUAACAAUAAUUUCCGCGGUCGUGGUGGUAUGGAUAGAGGUGGCAGAGGAGGAUCCAGGGGAUCUGGUAGAGGUGGACCAGGCGGCAGGGGCGGUUUUAAUGAUCGCGGUAGAGGGCUUGGCGGUGGCCGUGGUGGUCCGACCAAGCGAGGUGGUGGUCCACCGAGUUCCAACGGACCGUCGAAAAGACCUCGUUUCGAUCAGCCGUCUUCACAGCCAUCAAAUGGCUAUGCUACUCAACCAUCCAACCAAGGUGGCUACGGAGGAGGCUCGAAUAACGCUUACGGUGGUCAGCAGCAACCGCAGCAACAGUCUGUGGGAUACAGCGGUGGUGGCGGAUAUGGCUCGCAGCAGGGAUAUACACAGUCUUAUCCUGGUUACGAAAGCUACCAGCAACCUCCGGAUUACUCGCAGACAACUGGCUAUCCGUCAUCUGCCCCACCGGACAACAGAUACGGUGGCGGAGCGUCGUCAGUUCCAGCUACCGGAGGCUUUAACGAUCCCUACAAUUACGGCAAAGCACCGCCAUCAGAUUAUUCAAGUCAAGACGGGGUUUAUGGGAAGCAAGACUACGGUGGCAGUGCUGGUUACCAAAACGCCCAGUCUCAACGACGUUAUUAAAGAUCCGACACAGUAAAUCCGCUCGUUAAUUUUAUAUAUAGGUAGACGACAUUUUUGCUGAACGUAAAAUAUAAAAAGAACAGAAAAUGAAAAAAAAGAGAGAGGAAAAGAGAAUAUGGAGGUAAAAGAGAAGGAUUCGGUCGGCGCACGUAAAGGGAUAGAGGAAGAGAUUUGUUAUGCAUCUCCCUUCUUGAAAUUGUGAGAUAAGAGAAUCGAACGCGACGAUAAUAGCGAUGACGAUGAUGAUAAUAAUAAUAACAAUAGUCGGAGUAUCCUAAAAGCAAAGUCCCUUUCACAAAAGAGCCAUCAUCGCGAAGAGCUGUAUCGUGUGCGUUUAUUUUAGUUUCUAUUCUCAGACUCCGCGUAGCGUGAUCUCGGGAAAGAUGGGAAUCGAUAUUUACGUAUAGACACACGCAUAGACACUUUCUGACGAAUGCGAAGUGGAGUUUUUUCAGUGCGAUAUUUCCGUCCGAUUCGGCCACUGCGGAAUUUCAGAGGUUUUCUAGUCGACUGAUAGUUAGAUCCUAUCUAAAUUGAGCCGGGAUCAUCCAGCAAGUUUCAUUCUGACAGUACAUAUUCGCGAAAUUGAACAAAUAUAAUAUAAAUGUGUACACAAAAUUUCGGGAUUUGUGUGUAAAAUUCGGACAGGAUUCCGAAUUUUUUAAUCUUCAUUUUCGUUUAUUUUCGUUGAUUAAGUAUGAGGUUCGAAAUUUAUAGACUAAUAAAUAUACAAAUUAUAUUAACACGUGGGCUGUCGGAGAUAGUCACUGGUGGCCAGUCCUGAUGAUUUUUUACCACGUCUUAUUAAUUCAAGACUAAUUGCACUCACAUAUUAAGUAUCGUAAUCGAUAAGGAACUAAGGAAACUAACUGAGGUACAUAUAUUAUAUAUAUACACAUAUAUAUAUAUAUAUAUAUAUAUAUAUAUAUAUAUAUAUAUAUAUAUAUAUAUCUGGAACUGUAUAAUUUACUAUGAGCUCUCAGUUAUUCGAGUUUCAAUUAGAACUUGGAACAAUUAGUGGGAAUCAUCGUGGCGGUCAACGUGUUGAAUAAUUUAUUUUUGGUUUAAGUCGUUUAUAUAAUGCAUUUAAAAGAAUUGACAUAUUUUAGAAAUUAAAAAGAGAUAGUGCAAAGACGUGAGAAUAUGCAGGGCGUGCCACAAUUCGUGACUCUUUAAUUUUACUUCGACUCCGAACUGCCCGGAGUAUCUGCCGUUGAAAUUGAAGUGUCACAAGUUGUGAGACAUCCGUUAUAUAUUUUGCAUAAGGAGAUGCUAAUAAUCUAUAUAAAUAUAUAUAUAUAUAUAUAUGUAUUUAAUAUAUAUAUGUAUAAAUAUAUUUAAUAUAUAUAUGUAUUUAAUAUUCUUUAUCUUUAAUAAAAAGAUUUAAUAAAAAUAUUUGAUAUAAUAUCAUAAUUUAACAAGAAGUAAUUUGUUAAUACUUCGAUUGAAAUUUCUACCGGGGAAAAAUCGGCUUCGCAUCCGUCAGAAGUGAGACUUGUGUUUCCACUGAUUUCCAGCUUUCCGCGAGCUUUAUUUUCGAGGGAUUUUUCCGUUCCUGUUUAGCUGUCCUGUUGGUCGCGCAGAACAACUUUCGACCGACUCGAUUGAUUUAAACACUCUCCGAUAUAGGGAAUAAUAUUUUAUACUUGACACUCAGCAGUUACUAUUACUUACACGUCAUUAUGUCGCUUAUACGACGAUUUCUAGAAUUAAGUAUAGUCUCGACCGUCACGCUCUCGUUCUUGUUUCAUUCAUUUAAGCGAGAAGUAGCGUAAUCUAAUAUUAACAGUAAUUUGAUCACAUACAUACACCAAUAGACGAUAGAAUGAUAACGAUUGCUAACGACACAACUUGCGAAUGUAUAGGCGAUUCCCUGUUCUGUAAAUAGCAAUUCGGAAAUAAAACUGAUUGAGGAGAAGGAUACGACGCGCGAAAAUGUAGAAUGGACUUGUGAACUUAAGCAAAUUCAGACUUAUGAACUACGUAUUUCACGUCUCCGAAGGCGAGGCUUAUCUUUUACUGAAUUCAUUGAAGUCGUCGACGUUUUUUUAUACACGCCUAAAUUUCACGAUUCGCCAAAUACACCGUCGAAUUUUCUUUCAUGACAUUUGUAAUUCUGUGUGUAAUUCGGUGGGCGAUCAAUAUCGUCGUCGGUUAUUAGCUAAUAUAACGAUUGACGUCGUUUGAAAACUUUUAAGAAGCAAUCAGCUGAUUCGUCGAGAAACGACGAUCGAAGGAAAUUAGGAUUAGAGUCCUUAACAAAGAGUCUUUCAUCCAGCGAGGAAUUGUAGCAACCGAAACUAAACGAUUGAAACUCUAGACUAUGAACGAGAUUUGAUUCUAUGAUGUUGAAUUACCUUACGUUAUCUUAUAAUAGUUAACAAACUUUUUGCUUAAAUAAUUUAUACUGCGUUUCUUGUAUACGAUGAUUUCAUUCUAUGAAUAACUCUAUACAUACAUAUGCAUAUAUAUAUAUAUAUAUACAUACAUAGAAAAUUCUACAUAUAAAGCGUACACACACGAGAGUCAUGUUAUCAUGUUUCAAUAUAUUGUAAGUGACUACUCGAUUUAAAUGAAAAGCACGCUGAAUGCAGAAAAAUGAAAAAAACUGUACAAAAGCAUCACACCGAAGAUUUGCUGUUAUUGUCACCUCACCUCCGGCACGAGAGAGACACAGAAAAAAAGUACGGACGCAAAACCAGCAACUGCCCUAGGAAGAGACAGGCUAAUCUCGCAAAGAGCGAAUGGGCAAAUAAGCGAUUAAUGAGCGAAAGAUCGUCUCAAUAGUGUAGCGAUGAAGUAGGUAUGAAGCUUUUUUACGAAAUCCUAGUAGAUUAGAGAUUACUACCCGCUCGGGCGAUCUGCUGGGUUCUCGUGGAUCUACCGAGCCACACCACCACCACCAUUUAUCCAUUACCCUUCGUUCACGGAUUUUUCGAUCGAAUUUGAAGCUGGUUCUUUGUUAACGAAAACCUCGAGAGGUGAAAACGAUAGUUGCAAUCCUGAAAGAAAAGAAGUUGAUUUUAGGAAUGCAAAUUUUUUAUAGUUCAAGGAAAACUAGAAGGAUAUUUAAUAUCUUGAAAACGAGAAAAAAUUCAAGGUUAUAAUAAUCCUCGGUAUUUUCGCUAAAAGAAAAUCGACUUCAGAUUUAUCGAAAAAAUCCAUGAACGAAGGGUAAUGAUUAGGGGGUCUGAGAAACCAUAGAAUCCAAGAUUCAAAAUAUUAUAAAGAUAAAUAAUUACAAAAAAUAUGCAGAUUUAAGAAAGUAUAAGGUUUGAUUCACAACAUUGAAGGUUUAAAAAAAAAUAGAUUAAAGAGUAUCGUAGAAAAAUCCAAAAGGAAAGCUCUUUUUAAGAAGAUCGCAAAUUCUAUAGUUUCACUAUAACGUCUCACUAUUCCAAAGAAAUAGUUCUAACAUUUCACUCCUUGCGUCAUACUUAAGCGUAGCAUUGCAAGCAAUUGACGUAACUAUAGCUCGAGAUAAAUGUGUGAGUCUUCAUAUAUAUCUCGUCCGUUUCCCUGUACUAUAUAAUAAUGAGCGAAAAAAUGAAUCGAAAAAUUCAGGCCGAAGUUAAGUUCCAUUCGCGACGUAUCUAUUCCAUCUUAACUCGAUCAUAGUAUAUCGUUUAUAGUAUUAUAAUACUACUAAUCAAGUGCUAUACACUAAAUUAAGAAACGAUGUAAGUACAACUAGAGCAUAACACAAAGUCUAUCAGCGGCGUGUUUGGAUACUCAGAAUACUAAUCUAAUGAAAAAUUUGACGAAAACUGAGUUUAUUUCACAGGCGUAACGACAAGCUGAGAUACUUAGGAAACAAUGAAUGAAAGAGAGAAAAAGAGAGACAAAAACAUAGAAAGAAUAUCGCCCCUCCAGCAAGAGAGAGAACAUGCCAAAAUCUUUAAACGAAAAAAUAGCCCGAGAAAAAGAAAACUGAUAAAAGUAACUUUGAUAAAGUUAUUAUCCUUGAUUGCACGGUUGCUUCGUUGAUAGUCAAUACAAACUCGAGUAAUAUGUACAAAUUAGUGUCCUUCGCUUUAUGAACAAUUGCUUCACGUUUACAACCCCUAUAUAAUAUGUAAUAUUUACUCGACAUAUAUAUACAUAUAUAUUGAA
Messenger RNA from Odontomachus brunneus, 5473 nucleotides. Its product is annotated as glycine-rich cell wall structural protein 1.0-like. The record is from RefSeq and is a predicted model, not a curated record. NCBI's taxonomy places the organism in Eukaryota, Metazoa, Arthropoda, Insecta, Hymenoptera, Formicidae. Bases 347 to 1360 code for a protein of 337 amino acids. The transcript has 9 exons.